Salvelinus namaycush (lake trout) is the source of this 2224-nucleotide messenger RNA. RefSeq names its product synaptic vesicle glycoprotein 2C-like. The transcript is spliced from 12 exons. Gene Ontology annotation, molecular function: transmembrane transporter activity. The record is from RefSeq and is a predicted model, not a curated record. Lineage: Eukaryota; Metazoa; Chordata; Actinopteri; Salmoniformes; Salmonidae. Gene Ontology annotation, biological process: chemical synaptic transmission; transmembrane transport. Gene Ontology annotation, cellular component: membrane. Bases 1 to 2223 code for a protein of 740 amino acids.
AUGGAUGAGUCGUACAACAACAGGAUGUCGCUGGUGAAGGGCGCCAAGGACAUCGCCAAAGAGGCCAAACGCCACGCCGCCAAGAAGGUCAGCAAGAUCGUGAACCGCGCCACGGACGAGUACUCCUCCCAACGCAACUACAGCCAGUUCCAGAACGAGGACAAAGACAAUGACGACAUGUGCUACACACAGCCUGACAGCAACGGCCACUUUCCCUGCAGCCGCACAGCCAACGACGAAGACGGCGAACACUACGCCAGUGACGCCACAGAGGGUCACGAUGAUGAAGAUGAGAUCUACGAGGGGGAGUACCAGGGGGUGCCUGCUUACACUGACAGGAUGCCCAGGGAUGGGCAGGAUUCUCUGGGUCAACCUGUCUCAGACAGCCUGAGGGACCGUAAGGAGCUGGAGCUGGAGAGGCAGGCGGACGAGGAGGAGCUGGCCCAGCAGUAUGAGCUGAUCAUGCAGGAGUGUGGCCAUGGCAGGUUCCAGUGGCAGUUGUUCUUCGUGCUGGGCAUGGCGCUGAUGUCAGACGGUGUUGAGGUGUUUGUGGUGGGGUUCGUCCUGCCCAGCGCCGAGACUGACAUGUGUGUUCCCAACUCUGGAGCUGGGUGGCUAGGUAGCAUAGUGUACCUGGGGAUGAUGGUGGGGGCGUUCUUCUGGGGGGGUCUGUCAGACAAGGUGGGCCGUAAACAGUGCCUGCUCAUCGCUAUGUCUGUCAACGGCUUCUUCUCCUUCCUCUCCUCCUUUGUCCAGGGGUACGGCAUGUUCCUCUUCUGCCGCAUGUUUUCCGGCUUCGGGAUUGGUGGGGCGGUCCCCAUCGUGUUCCCCUACUUUGCGGAGUUCCUUGCGAGGGAGAAGAGAGGAGAGCACCUGAGCUGGCUCUGCAUGUUCUGGAUGAUAGGAGGGAUCUAUGCCUCGGCAAUGGCCUGGCUCAUCAUACCACACUAUGGAUGGAGUUUCAGUAUGGGCUCCGCCUACCAGUUCCAUAGUUGGAGAGUGUUUGUGGUGGUGUGUGUUCUACCCUGUGUGUGUGCUGUCGUAGCACUCACCUUCAUGCCCGAGAGCCCACGAUUCCUCCUAGAGAUGGGUAAACAUGACGAGGCAUGGAUGGUGCUGAAACAGAUCCAUGACACCAACAUGAGGGCCCGUGGAGAACCAGAGAAAGUCUUCACCGUGAACAGAAUAAAGCUCCCUAAGCAUCUGGAUGAAUUGGUAGAGAUGCAGUCAGACUCAUCCAACCCUGUUGGCAAAGUCCUCUUCAGGAUCAGGACUGAACUCAGAGGGAUCUGGUUAACAUUCAUGAGCUGUUUCAACUACCCAGUGAAAGACAACACCAUCAAACUGGCCUUUGUGUGGUUCACACUGUCUUUUGGGUACUAUGGCCUAUCAGUGUGGUUCCCUGAUGUCAUCCAUCACCUGCAGUCUGAUGAGUAUGCCUCUAGAGUGAAGACUCACAACAACGAACAUACAGAAGACUUCACCUUUAACUUCACCCUGGAGAACCAGAUACACACCAACGGAGUAUUCGUCAACGACAGGUUCAUCAGUAUGAAGUUGAAGUCCGUCACCUUUAUAGACUCUACGUUUCAGAACUGCUACUUUGACGACGUGUCAACAGUGGGCUCAUUAUUCAAGAACUGCACCUUCGUAGAAGCCUUCUUUUAUAACACAGAUAUUGACGAUUCUAAGCUGGUGGGGUCGAGGGUGAUCAACAGUUCGUUCCACCACAACAAGACGGGCUGUCAGAUGACCUUUGAUGAUGACUACAGCGCCUACUGGGUCUACUUGGUCAACUUCCUGGGGACGCUUGCCGUGUUGCCCGGCAACAUAGUCUCCGCCCUUCUCAUGGACAAGAUAGCGCGCCUGAGCAUGCUGGGGGGCUCCAUGGUGCUGUCAGGCAUCAGUUGUUUCUUCCUGUGGUUUGGGACAAGUGAGUCUAUGAUGAUCUUCAUGCUGUGUCUCUAUAACGGCCUCAGUAUAUCAGCCUGGAACUCCCUGGACGUUGUUACUGCUGAGCUCUACCCGACUGAUAGGAGGGGUACAGGUUUUGGGUUCUGUAAUGCCAUGUGUAAGCUGGCAGCGGUGUUGGGGAACCUGAUCUUCGGCUCUCUGGUUGGCAUCACAAAGACCAUCCCCAUCCUGCUGGCGUCGGCUGUACUAGUGGGAGGAGGCCUGGUGGGACUACGACUGCCUGACACACGCGGCAACGUCUUGAUGUAGA